UAGAGGAGAGAGAGAAGAGGUGGAGAAGAACAACCCUCCUGCUGGAUCUAAGAGAGCUGAGGAACGACAGAACGACAGGAAAAGAGGAGUGGAAAAGUGAGAGAGAGAGAGAGAGAGAGAGAGAGAGAGAGAGAGAGAGAGAGAGAGAGAGAGAGAGAGAGAGAGAGAGAGAGAGAGAGAGAGAGAGGCCCUGAGGAAAGCUUGUUGGCGAGACAAAGAGACCCUCACCUAGGCCAGAUCACCUGGGCUCUCCCCCGCACCCCCCUCCCCCAUAUUGGUUGCUAGGACACCUUCAUCGGCUGUGAGGAGAGAGAGACCUCUGACGCUGCGCCUGCAGAGGACACCACAGAAGAAGAAGUGUCGACCGUCAGGUCCGAAUCCGCUCCGCUCCGCACUGUCUAGACUCAACUAGAAAUACCUCCAGUAAGAAAGCGUGGGCCCCCCCCCCCACCGGCCUGUCGUCAUGACGACCACCCCCGCUGCCCACUGAGAUCCACCACCCGAGUGAUUCAACUCCCCCCUCCCCACCCCUGAGGGAAGCUCCAUCGUCCGUCCGUCCGUCAGCCUGAUGGCCAGGCCAGGAAAUUUGAGGGCAGCCGCGGCAGGACUGCGGGCCCCCCUCCUCCCCCCCACCACGGUGUCCAGGCUCCUGCUCCUGCUGCUGCUGGUGCAGAGCUCCGCGGCAGAGACCCCCGCCGGCUGGGAGGACGUCAUCGAGGACCCGCUGGAGGACUCGGAGGCCGACGGCACCCUCAGACCCCUGACGACGCUGGAGGCGUUGUCGCCGGGCGGCUCCAGGUUGACCCCCCAGAAGUCCUGGCUGAUCUUCAGGAGGAACUCCAACAAAGGGGAUAACCGCAGGACCCGGCCCCACAAGAGGCCCUCCAAGCAUGGACUUCCGGGCCCCCCUGGACCUCCAGGGCCUCAAGGGCCGCCGGGCCCCCCGCCCUCCCCAGUGAUCCACAACACUGAGGAGCUCCAGCUCAAACUCAGAGAGCUGGCCAGUUCAGUCUGUGUGCUGUGUGAGCAGCGCCCCCGUGUGGCCACCUCCUUCCACAGCCGCCUGCAGCAGCCUCUGAGCAUCACCCGCCGCAGCCUGUAUGAGCUGCUGCCCUUCACCACGCCGUCCACCUCCGAGCAGCCACUCCAGCGCGGACCGGGCUUCAACAGCAGCACGGGCCGCUACAGCGCCCCCCUGGCGGGCUUCUACCAGCUCACCGCCAGCCUCCUGAUAGAGUCCAGUGAGAGAGGCACAACCCAAAGACCCAGAGACAGUGUGAAAGCAUCCAUCUGCAUCGACUCUCUCUGUCAGACCAACGUGUCAGUGGAAUCCGUUAUGGGUGUGAGGAGUGGGGGAGGUGUUUUCAGUAUUUUACUGACAGGAACCCUCUAUCUACAGGCAGGAGAGUAUGUGUCUGUUUUCGUGGACAACGCCACCGGUUCAGCCAUCAGCGUUCUGACAGACUCCCUGUUCUCUGGGAUACUGCUGGGAGUGUGAUCACACUAACACAUGGAAACACGCACACAUACACACAAACACAGAAACAGAAACACACACACACAGAAACAGAAACACACGCGUGCAAAGAAACACACACACACACACGCACACAAAGUAAAAAGACACCUACGAAGAAUACGCUGACAUUCCUUGGUGAAUACAACGCUGUCGUCAUGGAAACCCCAUCGCAUCCAUGAAUCAAACACACACACACACGCACACACACACACACACACACACACACACACACACACACACACACACACACACACACACACACACACACACACACACACAAACACACACACACACACACACACACACACACACACACACACACACACACACACACACACACACACACACACACACAGAACAUCCAACAUCAAUGUUACAGUACUGACGAACUUCUGAUAGAGAACACUGUUCUCUGGAAGACCACAGCAGCCUAACCGGGCUAAACGACCAAUCAGCACUCAGAGGAAGCCAAAUCCAACCGUGCUGAUUGGACUAUGCGUGUGUGAAGUCACAGAGCGUAUACGGGAUAAUGUGUGACACGGAAGAACAUUUGUUCAAGCGGCCAUGGCCUCUCAUUCGCUGUUCCUUCCGAUGACAUCAUGUAUUUUAAAAGUAUUUAUUCCUGUUUGGACGUUUUUAAUAAAGUUUUUUUAUUUAAUUAAAGAAUAUUUCUGCUCAGAUUGAA
Messenger RNA from Gadus morhua (Atlantic cod), 2204 nucleotides. RefSeq names its product erythroferrone. The record is from RefSeq and is a predicted model, not a curated record. Gene Ontology annotation, molecular function: hormone activity. The transcript is spliced from 9 exons. Lineage: Eukaryota; Metazoa; Chordata; Actinopteri; Gadiformes; Gadidae. The coding region runs from base 569 to 1498 and encodes 309 amino acids.